Molecule: messenger RNA, 2582 nt
Organism: Phodopus roborovskii (desert hamster)
Lineage: Eukaryota; Metazoa; Chordata; Mammalia; Rodentia; Cricetidae
Gene: Tmc8
Product: transmembrane channel like 8
Exons: 15
Coding region: 77-2284 (735 amino acids)
Cellular component (GO): plasma membrane
Molecular function (GO): mechanosensitive monoatomic ion channel activity
Source: RefSeq, a predicted model, not a curated record
GACUUCUGUUCUCUUGUCGACCCCGCAGGGCCAAGGCGAAGCUCAGCACCCGGCGCCCUUCGUUCCUCCUGAGAGCAUGGAUCGCGCCUGUCCGUCCCGCGCCCCCGCUGGGAUGUCUCGCCAGUGGUCGGUGCAGUCCGCACCGGCCCCCCGACGGCCUGACCUCCAGGCGGCUGCAGCGGAGGAGCUGUGGGAGGACGAAAUGGAGCGGCUGUGCGCCUCCCGGGAGCCGGUGCGGAUGCUGCCCUACUCCAUGGCGGACAAGCGCUUCAUCCGGGAACUGAGGGAGCCCGAGGGGGUGAAGCCCUCCUGCUGGCAGCGGUGGCUACGCAGAGGGAAGGCGGCGCGUCAGCACUUGAGGGAGGCAGCGCAGAAGCUGGCCCGCGGCUUCGGGCUCUGGGAGGGAGCGCUCUACGAGAUUGGGGGCCUCUUCGGGACCGGGAUCCAGUCUUAUUUCACAUUCCUUCGCUUCCUGCUGCUGCUCAACCUGCUGACCCUACUGAUGAUGGCCAGCUUUGUCCUGCUGCCCCUGGUCUGGCUCCACUACCCCGAGCCAGGCCCUGCCCUGAAACUAACAGGUCUCCAGUGUUCCAGCAGCCACCUGCCCCAGAGUGGCAUUCCAAGGUUCCACAACCCACUUUGGAAUAUUUUGACUGGCAGGGCCUUCAACAACACCUAUCUCUUCUACGGUGCCUACCGGACAGGGCCAGAGCGCCGCUCAACAUACAGCAUCCGCCUGGCCUACCUCCUCAGCCCAGUGGCUUGCCUGCUCCUCUGCUUCUGUGGGACACUGCAGCGGAUGGUAGGGGGGCUGCCACAGCAGCCGCUCCUGGGCCAGGGCUACAGGGCGCCCCUUAGCGCCAAAGUCUUCUCCUCCUGGGACUUCUGCAUCCGGGUGUGGGAAGCUGCCAUCAUCAAGAAGCAUGAAAUCAGCAAUGAACUGAAGGUGGAGCUGGAGGAGGGCCGGCGCCUGGAACUGGCUCAACAGCAGACCCGGGCCCAGAAGGCAUGCCAGCUGCUCGCCUACCUACGCACCAACGUCCUCAUUGUACUCCUGGUGGCUGGAGCCAUCAGCGCCAUCUUCUGGGCCACCAAGUACUCACAGGACAACAAGGAGGAGUCCCUCUUUCUGGUGCUGCAGUACCUGCCCCCAGGAGUCAUUGCCCUGGUCAACUUCCUGGGUCCCCAACUCUUCACGGUCCUGAUCCAGCUGGAGAACUACCCUCCCAGCACCGAGGUCAACCUCACCCUUAUCUGGUGCGUGGUGCUGAAGCUGGCCAGCCUGGGGAUGUUCUCCUUCUCGCUGGGGCAGACUGUGCUGUGCGUAGGCAGAAACAAGACCAGCUGCGAGUCCUAUGGCUACAACGCCUGCGAAUACCAGUGCUGGGAGAAUUCAGUGGGUGAAGAGUUAUAUAAGCUAAUCAUCUUCAACUUCCUGCUCACCGUGGCCUUCGCCUUCCUGGUCACCCUGCCUCGGAGGCUGUUAGUGGAGCGCUUCUCCAGCCGGUUCUGGACUUGGCUGGGCCGGGAGGAAUUCCUGGUGCCCAAGAAUGUGCUGGACAUCGUGGCUGCGCAGACUGUCACCUGGAUGGGCCUCUUCUACUGCCCCCUGCUGCCACUCCUCCACAGCGCCUUCCUCCUCCUCACCUUCUACAUCAAGAAGUACACCCUCCUGAGGAACUCCAGGGCGUCCCCGAGGCUCUUCCGGGCGUCCAGCUCCACCUUCUUCUUCCAACUGGUGCUGCUCCUGGGCUUGCUUUUAGCUGCAGUACCCCAGGGCUACGUGAUCAGCAGCACCCGCUCCUCCUGGGACUGCGGCCUCUUCACCAACUAUUCAGCCCCCUGGCGGGUGGUGCCGGAGCUGGUGGCCCUACAGCUCCCCCUUGCUGGCCAGCGUGCCCUCCAUUUCCUCAGCUCCCACGCCUUCAGUUUGCCGCUGCUCUUUCUGCUCAGCCUGGUCCUGACCGUGUGCGUCUCCCAGUCCCGGGCGAAUGCCAGAGCCAUCCAAGGGCUACGGAAGCAGCUGGUGUGGCAGGUCCAGGAGAAGUGGCACCUGGUGGACGACCUGUCGCGGCUGCUGCCGGAGCUGAGUCCAGAGCCCGAGUCCCCUCGCUCUCGAGCUUCGCGUCCUCGGUCCUUCUGCCCCGGAUUCCCGUGCCCAGGCUCUCCCGGCCGGACACCCCGCCUGGGAUCCUCCACCAGGCUGAGCUCCUCCAGCCCCGGAGCCCAAGGUGCCUCGGAUCCCGCCUCCAUAUUUCACUUCCCUAGCGGUACAGAGCUGUAGCACCGACCCCCCCACCACACACACACCCCACCCACCCUACCCCCAGUCUGCCGCAGCUUCCUCCAGUGCCUCCACCCACCCCCACCCCGCCUCUUCCACCUCUUACCCUGGUCCCACUGCCUACAGCCGGCUACAGGGCUACAGGACCUCGUCCUCAGGUCAGCAGGAAGAGCAUGAGAAUUUCUACCUCUCUAUUUUAUCAAAUCCCUUCCAAUGUUUUAUUGAGUGUUUUAUAGUGUGCACAAUGGUAUGUAUGUUAACUCAUGGAUACAGUUUAUAAAUAUGCGUUUUUUGGGAA